UAGACACGCCCACGCUGUUCUCAGCGAGCGCUGCACAUUGAACGUGCGUGCGCACAGACGCUGUGUGUGGUUUCGGAUGCACGCUCGCGCACCUCUGGCAUAUAUGACAGGAUACAAACUCGAAGGAAGAAAAUAUGCCAAUCUCCGUCAUGUUUCAUUCAGUUUAUACAAUGCUGUGCUGCUUUCAGCAGUAUUAUAGAGGUUAGCCGCGAUGUGUUACUGCGUAAAGCUGAGUGACGGACCGGAUCGGUGGCGCGCGUGUUAACGCACAACACUGUUUUCAGUUCGUGCGUAAACUUUGCGAGAACUUGGCGGCAUCGCUUCUCAUUUUGACAGGCGAGGUGAAACGGCAGCACGAAGCAUGGCGACACAAAACGACUGCUGUGUCAAGGUCUCUUUAAGGAUCCGGCCGCAGAUGGCAAAAGAGAAGAUUGAGGGAUGUCACAUCUGCACCUGCGUUACCCCCGGGGAGAACCAGGUGCUCUUGGGUAAAGACAAGGCCUUUACGUAUGACUUUGUGUUUGACUUGGACGCUCAACAACAUCAGAUCUACAGCGCCUGUGUUCACAAACUGGUUGAAGGCUGCUUCGAAGGAUACAACGCAACUGUCUUCGCAUAUGGACAAACUGGUUCAGGAAAGACCUACACCAUGGGCACUGGCUUUGAUGUAUCCAUUUCGGAGGAAGAGCAGGGCAUCAUCCCACGGGCUGUGCAACAUCUCUUCCAGGGCAUCCAGAAACGCAGACUAGAUGCGCAGAGCGCCGGCGUGCCCCUCCCAGAAUUCAAAGUCAGCGCCCAGUUCCUGGAGCUCUAUAAUGAGGAGAUCCUGGACCUGUUUGACAGCACGUGUGACCCUGAGGCUCGAGGUAGGAAGUCCAACAUUAAGAUCCAUGAGGAUGGGAGCGGAGGCAUCUACACCACAGGAGUGACGUCACAGCUGGUCAGCUCAGAGGAGGAGCUGCUGCAGUGUCUGAAGCUGGGCGCUCUCUCCCGCACCACGGCCAGCACGCAGAUGAACGCCCAGAGCUCCCGCUCUCAUGCCAUCUUCACCAUCCACCUCUGCCAGAUGAGAGUCUGCCCGCAGCCACACCUGGUGAACGGAGAGAUGAACGGCGAUAGCUCCAUCGCUCAGCCCGAGUAUGAGACGCUCACUGCUAAGUUUCACUUCGUGGACCUGGCUGGAUCAGAGCGUCUCAAACGCACAGGAGCCACAGGACAGAGAGCGAAAGAGGGCAUCUCGAUCAACUGUGGCCUGCUGGCCCUGGGUAAUGUGAUCAGUGCACUGGGAGAUCAGAGUAAGAAGGCAGGCCAUGUGCCCUACAGAGACUCCAAACUCACACGCCUGCUGCAGGACUCGCUGGGAGGAAACAGUCGGACCGUGAUGAUCGCCUGCGUGAGUCCCUCUGACCGUGACUUCAUGGAGACCCUGAACACACUCAAGUACGCCAAUCGGGCUCGCAACAUCAAGAACAAAGUGAUCAUGAACCAGGACAAAACCAGCCAGCAGAUCAGCGCCUUACGAGCAGAGAUCGCACGUCUGCAGAUGGAGAUCAUGGAGUACAAAGCGGGGAAACGAGUGGCCUGUGAAGAGGGAUCCGACGGUUUUAGUGAUCUGUUUCAGGAGAACUCGAUGCUCCUAAAAGAGAACGACACUCUCCGUAUGCGGGUCAAAGCCAUGCAGGAAACCAUCGACCACCUCAACACUCGAGUCACCCAGCUGCUCACCAACGGAGUCAGCCUGCUGCUCACCAAGACUGGUGAAACGAACGAGGAGAUUGGCAAUCUAAUCCAGAACUACAUUCGAGAGAUUGAGGAGCUGAGGUCUAAGCUGCUGGAGAGCGAGGCCAUGAACGAGUCUCUGAGGCGCAGUUUGUCCCGCCUCUCCGCCCGCUCUCCACACCCCUCCACACCAGCACUCCCUCUCGGCUCCUCCCCCUCCGUCUCCAUGGAUGCAGAGAUGACCGAUGUGAUUUGUCAAGCCAAAUUAGAUGUGGAGAGGCUGAAGAAGAAAGAGAGAAAUCAGAGGAGGAAGAGUCCCGAGAAAGAAAAAGGUCUGAAGAAGAGAGCCAAGCUUUUUCCUCAGGAAAAUGGAGAAAAGAGCGAGAACGGACUGAGCAGGGAAAACGGAGAGAGACGAGAGAAUGGAGAUGGAGACUCUGAUAAUGAACCUGAAGAGGAUGGCAUGUAUCCUCUUCAGGAGGACGGACACGGGGAGAUCGGCUGUGAUGAGGAGGAGGAGGAGGAGGAGGAAGAGGAGACCAGAGAGGAGGAAGAGGAGUUUGACAGCGACGAGAGCCUGGUGGAUUCUGACUCUGACUCGGAUGAGAAAGUCAGCUUACAGGCCGAUCUAGCGGACCUGACGUGUGAGAUCGAGAUCAAGCAGAGACUCAUCGAUGAGCUGGAGAACAGCCAGCGCCGGCUCCUGAUGCUGAAGAGCCAGUAUGAGGAGAAACUGAUUCUGCUCCAGAACAAGAUCCGAGACACGCAGCUGGAGAGAGACCGCGUGCUGCACAACCUCAUGUCCAUGGAGAACUACACCGAGGAGAAAGCCAGUAAGAUCAAAUCGGAGUACGAGAAGCGUCUGAAGGAGAUGAACCGAGACCUGCUGAAGCUGCAGGCCGCUCAGAAGGAGCACGCGCGUCUGCUGAAGAACCAGAGCCGAUACGAGAGAGAGCUCAAGAAACUGCAGUCUGAGGUGGCCGAGAUGAAGAAAGCCAAGGUGGCGCUAAUGAAGCAGAUGAAGGAGGAGCAGCAGAAGAGGAGGAUAAUCGACGCCAAGAGGAACAGAGAAAUCGCACAACUGAAGAAAGAGCAGCGACGACAAGAGUAUCAGAUCCGAUCUCUGGAGACUCAGAAGCACCGGCAGGAGAUCGUGCUGCGGAGGAAGACACAGGAAGUGACAGCGCUGAGGCGGCUGGCCAAGCCCAUGUCGGAGCGUGUGGCCGGACGUGUGGCCCGCAGACUCACCACUUUGGACUCCUUAGCAGAGCUGUCCACCGCGACCACAACAACCUCCUCCGAACACGAAUCCACUCGCUCGGUGUCCAGCAUCAUACGCCAGUGGAAUACCAAACUGAAUGGAUACCUGGGAGAGAACGAGAGCCAGGGGACACGAGCAAACCUGGCCAGCAGAAAAACGUUCCAGGGAAAGAGUACUAGCACAAGUUUUUCAAAGACAGCCCGUCAGAAGUGGCAGUCUCUGGAGAGGAGGAUUGUGGAUAUUGUGAUGCAGAGAAUGACCAUCACUAAUGUGGAAGCUGAUAUGGAUCGCCUCAUUAAGAAACGUGAGGAGCUGUCCGUGCAGCAGGAGGCGCUGUUGCGCAAGAGAGAGAAGUUACUGAACGAGGGCUUCAGAGAGGAUGAGGAGGAGAGGCUCCUUCAGGAGAUGAACGAGGAGAUUGAUGUGCUCAAUGCCAACAUCGAUUACAUCAGCGACAGUCUGUCAGACUGCCAGGCCACCAUCGUACAGAUCGAGGAGACCAAGGAUGAGCUGGACUCAGUGGACACCUCAGUGGUCAUCAGCUCCUGCUCGCUGGCCGAAGCUCGUGCUCUCCUGGACUACUUCCUCAAAGCCUCUAUUGACAAGGGGUUGCAAGUUGCUCAAAAAGAGGCUCAAAUUCGCCUGCUGGAGGGUCAGCUGCGACAGACGGAUGUGAUUGGCUCUUCCCAAAAUCACAUGAUUCUUGAUGCUCUAAGGGAAAAGGCGGAGUGUAUCCCUGAGUUACAAGCUCUAAUCCACAAUGCCCAGCAAGAGAAUGGCUAUGCAAGCACAGAUGAGGAUGUGUCUGAGUUCAGCCAGGCGUCAGAGGGCGGUUUUCACCAAAUGAAGUUGUCAGCGAGUCAAGAUGACUUUAAGAUGAAGGUUGAGCCUCGGCUCUCUGCACAAAUGAAGGCGGUGUCAGCUGAGUAUUUGGGCCCGAUUCUGGACCUCACCUCCAAGAACAUCACUAAGUCCCUGGCGUCUCUAUCAGAGAUCCACGAGAACGGCCUGGUCCUCAAAGAGCCCUACUCCAGAGAGCUGGUGUCUCGAACCAUCAGCCUGCCUGUCAGAGGACACACUUUUCCAAGGCUGUCCAGAGGAUCUGACACGUCUCCCUUAACAAUGAGGCAGUCAUACGAACGAGGCCAGCCAUAUAGAAGUCCAGACGUAGGCUACACUCCUCCUUCUUCCCCUCCUCUCCGAACACGCAAUGACCGUAACGUCUUUUCCCGCCUGACAAGCAACCAGAGUCAGGGCUCAGCGCUCGACAAGUCGGAUGACAGCGACUCCUCUCUCUCGGAGGUGCUCAGGGGUGUGAUCACUCCCACAGGUGGGCUGAAGGGUGGCAGGACGGCCCCGCUGCAGUGUGUGGCAAUGGCCGAGGGACACACAAAACCCGUGCUUUGCCUGGAUGCCACAGAUGAGCUGCUUUUCACUGGCUCCAAAGAUCGCACCUGCAAGAUGUGGAACUUGGUGACUGGACAGGAAAUCGUGACCCUGAGAGGACAUCCUAACAACGUUGUGUCGGUCAAAUACUGCAGCAACUCCGGCCUGGUCUUCACAGUUUCUACUUUAUAUAUCAAAGUUUGGGACAUUCGUGAUUCUGCCAAGUGUGUCCGGACGUUCAUGUCAUCGGGUCAGGUGGUCUCAGGCGAUGCCUGCGCUAGUACAACUAAUCGCACUAUCACUACGGCUCAGGGCGAGUUCCAGAUCAACCAGAUCGCCCUCAGUCCCUCUGGAUCUGUGCUGUACGCUGCUGCAGGCAACACUGUCCGCACAUGGGACCUCAACAGAAUGCAGGCCACUGGGAAGCUGACCGGACACACUGGGUCAGUCAUGUGUCUUACAGUGGGUUAUUCUGGAGGGGGCAAGGAUCAGGUGAUCACUGGAUCCAAAGACCAUUACGUUAAGAUAUUCGAUGUUGCGGAGGGAACCCAGGGUAACAUCGGACCAGCUCAUAACUUCGAGCCCCCUCAUUACGAUGGGAUUGAGUGCCUUGCUGUACAUGGCGACGUACUGUUCAGUGGAUCCCGUGACAAUGGCAUUAAGAAAUGGGAUCUGGGACAGCAUGAACUUAUUCAGCAAAUCCCAAACGCACACAAGGAUUGGGUGUGUGCUCUGGCGUUUGUUCCCGCGCGGCCCCUGCUCCUCAGCGCCUGCAGGGGGAUGCUCAAGGUGUGGAACGUGGACAACUUCACGCCCAUCGGAGAGAUUAAGGGCCAUGACAGCCCUAUCAAUGCCAUCUGCACCAAUUCCAAACAGAUCUUUACCGCCUCCAGUGACUGUCGGGUGAAGUUGUGGAGUUAUGUCCCCGGGCUCACGCCCUGUCUGCCCCGUCGGGUCCUGGCCAUCAAGGGCCGGGCCACCAGCCUCCCCUGAGCCUCCACUAACCACCUCCUGCCCGGUUCCCUCUGUGACAUGAGAGUAAAGAUCUGGAAUCCGAAGAUGGGGAAGAAAAGGUGACGAUCCUCCAGUUGGAACGGUUCUAUCAGUGGAGCCUUUCUGGGCUGUCGGCUAAUUGGACACCACAGCUUUAGGUGUCUGAAACCGACCUUGGCGAUGAGUCCAUGGGUCAGCCUUCUCUCUCCAGACGGCCAGUUUCAUGGAGAUGGUGCAAAGUUGAAAACGGAGUCUGUUCUGAGGAAUACAAUGAUCAUAUGUGUCUGAGGAACUGCCAGAUGCUUUCUUCUGGAUGUUUUUAUGGUGCCAUUCUGGUGAUGCCUGAACUGUAUUAUCUGUACAGUGAAGCGUCCUUCUGCACUUCCUGUCCCAGAGGUGACUUCGUCUGUAGCUGCUGAGUUUACUUCUGAAUAUUUAUCAUGUGAUGGAGUCACUUCAAAGUCUUUUUUGUAAUUCCUAGAGAGCCAUAUGACUUUAGCUUCGAGGUAGUAUCAGAGACUGAAUCACUUUUUCUCAGUAUCCAGAAGAUUGGCACCUUUUGUGUUUACUAAGAAUGAGCAGAUGCAGUCCCACAGUCCCUUGAAACAUUGUGCAAUAUAAAGGACCACAAUGUUUUUCAAUGCCUUCCUCUGAACAUUUCAGAUAACUAAUGGCUUCCGUAAACUCCCCUAAACCGCAGCCAAGCACCGUACAGCUGAUCCACGUCCUUUCCUUUUAAACUCAUCCGCUCCAUCCUGCUGUGAAUUUUAUGUUUUCUACCUCAGGUUUAAAAUGAGAUUUUGUAUGCUAAACCUCCACUGGUUCUGGCUUCUUGCAGAUGUCAGGACUCCAGCUUUAUUGUCUUCCAGAUGUGUGGCUGGAGGUCUCAGAAGUGUAAAGCGGUUAUUGAGAGUCUGCUGAGUGGGCAUUUUUGAGAGUCUGCCUAUGUAAUAAGCCUAACUCAUCAGGGGAUUGAGUUUAGUGACACUAGCAGGCAGUUUUAGGCAGAGUUAGUUGUUACCUCAGGCUCAAGCAUCUGACUGAAAGGCAGCGAUCCCCUUAGGAGAGUAGAAAAGGAAGCAGUUUCAUGGUGCUGGACACAGUCCUGGUACGAAUUUCAGACAAUCUAACGCUGGAAUGUUGGAUGAAAAUUGGGACGUUUUGUUUUGCCCAUUAGUUUUCCUGUAUUAUGGGUACCCUUAAUAACACUUUAAAACAGAAGUGUUAAAGAAUUUGCACAACGGCUACUGAUCAUUUAUUUCUGGUCCUCAGCAUUUAGAUUUUUCAGUUCACAGUUCACCUUAAAAAUGAAAAUAUUUGAAUACUCUAAACCUUAAUGGCUUCCUUUCUGCAGUGGAACAGAAGUAGUAGUUUAGAAGAUUGUUCAAACUGCUCUUUUCCAUAGAAAUGAAGGUACAUGGAGAUGGAUAUUUUGAGCUUCAAAAAUCUCCCAAAACACCACAAAAAUAGUAUAUAAUAUGGGUGUUCUAUAUUCCAAAUCUUCUGGAGCCACACACACAAAAAAUUAUUUAAAAUGUAAUUUAUUAUUCAAUAAAAAUCAUCUCACCUCUUAUUCUUGUCAGUGUACUGUGUAUUCAAGUAUGCAAAUUAUAUAUAUAACGUUGGACUACUUGGAUUAUGUUUUUAUGCUUGUUUUGUAAUUUUUGCUCUUGAUUUUGCCCAUUCAUUGUCAAUCUGGAUAAGAGCAGCUGGAACAAUCUGCUAAGCUUCUCCUUCUGUGUUCCAAUGAAGAAAGAAAUUCAUAAGUUUGGGACAACAUGAAGUUAAGUAAAUUAUUGCAAAAUCUAAAUUUUUCACACAAUUUACCCCUUUAAGACACCAUAAUAAGUUAAACAUUAACAUCAGCCAUCGCUGUUUCUCCGCUAUCACACUUUUGAACGAGCAUCAAGCAUUUUAAAGACCGCAGUGUUAAAGUAGGUCAAGUUGGGCACCGUGUUUUCCAAUCCUUCACUCCGUAUUAAAUGAAAUAGGAAGCAGCCUCCUCUGCAUCGGAGGAUACGAUGUGCCUGAUGGGGGUUCGUGGGCGUCAGCGAGCUUGUUUUGCUAGAACACAUGCAGCUUUGUUUAUUUUAACGCCAUCAAUCUUGCUGUGCCACGCGCUGUUCCCUUCUCAGGCUUUCCUAGAUUUACAGUCUUUUUUAAUGAAACAUAUCUAUCACUCUUAUCUGCACAACAUUUUUUGGAUGGCCCUUGGCAAUUCACCACCUGAAUUCAGCCGCAUAUACGAGCCUUAUUUACAGACGAGAGAUGUGGUUUAUGUGAUGAAGGACCCACAGAAUGGAUAAUCACACGUCAAGUGCAGCAGGAUUCCCAAGCUACGAAAAGAGAUUUUAACAAAUUUGAAAGUUACCCUUUUUGAGUUCGAUUUUUCCCCUUUUUUGAAGACAAUGUGAUGUCGCAAGGCUGCUGUCAUUCAUUUUGAAAGCUACUAUACAGUGGUUAUAUAUCGCAUUUCUAAGGAUGAGUUUUAGGCUGGAGUCAUUUGCAUACUGUAAAGCUCAUAUACAUACAUUAAUAUUCAUAAGGAAGAAUGCAGUAUGGGCUUCCUUAACCUUUAGGUUAAUAGGUUUCUACCAGUGGUUGGCACUAUAUAUAUCUCUUUAAAUUUAACAGUAAAUUGAGUCUGUGUGUACUACACCAUCUUUAAGCCGGUAUGUCAUCCUCGUUGUGAUUAUAUUUGGGUUUAUGAUUCUAGAAUGUAGAACUAUUAACAAUAUAAGCAGUUUUUUACCAAAUGAUACAUUUGGAACGAGUAAUACAGUUGGAUAUAUAUAACACUUUUCUGUGAAGUCUUUUAAAAUAAGGCCAUAUUUAUUAUAUAAUGAUCAGAGCAUCUACUUCAAAGGACAUUUGUUUUGAAAACUGUGUGAAAUUUUGCUUUGUACCAUCUUGCAUCUUUUUUUUUAUUUGCGUCUGUUUUGUUCUUAAAGUGAGAUCAAAAUGUACAGCGUCAAACGUGUUGCCAAAGUUUGAUUUAAAUAAUCACUAAAUAAUUGUCCUACAUUACCUCCCAUUGGAUCACUUAUUGCAAUAUUGUGCAUUUAUACUGGUGUCAUGUUUAAAUGAA
This is a messenger RNA of Carassius auratus (goldfish), 8447 nucleotides long. Its product is annotated as kinesin-like protein KIF21B. Lineage: Eukaryota; Metazoa; Chordata; Actinopteri; Cypriniformes; Cyprinidae. Gene Ontology annotation, biological process: microtubule-based movement; spindle elongation; mitotic spindle organization. Gene Ontology annotation, cellular component: microtubule associated complex. Gene Ontology annotation, molecular function: ATP binding; microtubule binding; microtubule motor activity. The record is from RefSeq and is a predicted model, not a curated record.